ACCCAGCUCAAACAUGGCUGCGCUGGAGGCUCAGUUGCUUUGGGCGCGGGGAGCAGGAGGUAUUCAGAGAAUGAAAGUAUUGAGAAUGUGCUUGGUGUAACUUAUCCCGCGCCACCUUCCUGCACUCUUUGCUGGGAAAAUGCAUCAUCCAUUUGGAAAAGAGGAAGCUUUCUCCCAGAAGCAGCUCUUUGGAUUUUUCUGUGAGUGCCUACGAAGGGGAGAAUGGGAGCUGGCACAGGCUUGUGUACCACAGCUACAUGAGGGACAAGGGGACGUCCCAAAGAGGGUGGAAGACAUACUUCAGGCUCUGGUGGUGUGUCCAGAUUCGCUGAGAUGUGAGAGGGAUAUUAACCCGCAAAGAUUAGCCUGGAUCUGGCUUCUUGUACUGGAAAAAUGGUUUGCCCGGGAAAAGAAAUUACUCCCUGCUGUUUUCCGGAGAAAGCUUGAGUUUCUUUUGUUGUCAGAAGACCUUCAAAGUGAUAUUCCAGAGGACGUCCUCAAGGAGCUAUAUGAGGUCUUAGCACAAGACGCAGUAGACCCUGUGCCUGAUGGAAAUAGAAGAUGGGAGAACUGGUCCCCUCGGCUCAGCUCAGAAGCUGUCUCUGUGCUCUGGAAUCUUCUGAGGCAGGCUCCCCAGCCGGCGCAGGCCCUGCUAGAGCUUCUGCUCAGAGAGGAGGAUGGUACCAGCCUCUGUGGCUCUCCUCUGCAAAAGACACUGGUGGACCUCAUCCAAAAGGCACUGAAGGCUUUGCAGGGCCCUGAUGCUGGGCCCCCUGGGGUAGCAGAUGCCAUCUACGGAGCCCUGCGGACUCUGCGUUGCCCUGCAGAGCCCAUCGAGGUUGAGUUGCGCCUCCUGUGUGAAGAACUGCUGGAGGCCUGCAGGACUGAAGGGAGUCCCCUGCAGGAGGAGAGGCUGCUGGGCUGCUUGCUGCACAAGGCUGGACGAGGCCUGCUAUCCCUGUACGGCCAUACCUAUGCAGAGAAGGCCACAGAAAAGCCACUGAGGGCUACAUCCUCAGGAAAAGUCUCACCAGAUCAUCUGGAUCCCGAGCGGGCAAUGCUAGCCCUGUUUUCCAAUCCCGACCCAGCCCAGGCUUGGAAAGUGGCUUAUUUCUACUCCCUGAGCAACAGCAAGCACUUCCUCGAGCAGAUCCUGGUGACAGCGAUAACACUGUUGAAAGAAGAAGACUUUCCAGGUCUUGGCUGCCUGCUAGACAGAGAAUUCCGGCCCCUUAGUCGACUGCUCGUGCUACUGGGCUGGACACACUGCCAGAGCCUAGAGUCAGCUAAAAGGCUGCUUCAGACACUCCACAGGACUCAGGAUCUAGGCUGCGAUGAGCUCCUCAGGGAUGCCUGUGAUGGGUUAUGGGCUCACCUGGAAGUCCUGGAGUGGUGUGUACAGCAGAGCAGCAACCCCAUACCAAAGAGAGAUCUCUUGUGUCAUUUGCAUGGUGGAGACAGCCACUCAGUGCUCUACUCUCUCCAUCACCUCACAAACCUUCCAGCCCUCAGGGAGGAAGAUGUUCUCAAGCUCUUAAAGAAGGUGCCAACCACGGACCCCAAGCAAGAGCAUGGUUCAGCUGAUGCCCCAGUCCCUGACCACCUGGGCCGGUGUCAGAGCCUGACCCUCUACCAGGGCUUCUGUGCCAUGAAGUAUGCCAUCUAUGCCCUCUGCGUGAAUUCACAUCAGCACACACAGUGCCAGGACUGCAGAGAGGAUCCUUCUGAGGACCUGGCCUCUGCCACGGAGCCAGUGAAUGACGGAGUCUCCUCCCCAGGUGCUUCAAAUCUCUUCUCAACAUACCUGGCCAAGUGUCAGCAGUAUCUGCGCAGUAUUCCUGACUCUUUGUGCCUGGAACUUCUGGAAAACAUCUUCUCGUUGCUCCUUCUCACUUCUGCUGAUCUUCAUCCAGAGCCUCACCUGCCUGAGGACUAUGCUGAGGAUGAUGACAUUGAGGGGAAGGGAUCCUUGGGUUUGAGAUCCCCAUCAGAGAGCCCUCAGCACAUGGCUCAGCCCAAGAGGAAAUCAGAACAGGAUUCCUCCAGGACCCCUGCUUAUAUACUUCCAAGCUGUCCGAAGACAGAGCCAAAAGACAGUUACCCAGGGCCUCACAGGCAUAGCUUUUUGGAUUUAAAGCACUUAAGUAGUCGUAUCAAUGGAUUCCUGGCUGAUGAGUUUGCAAUGGGGGCCUUCCUCAGGCUUCUCCAGGAGCAGCUGGAUGAGAUCAACAGCCACAACCCCCCUGAGAAGCCAAAGCUGCUGGAGAGCCAGAGCUGCUUGAGUAGCAGAGAUGGGCUGCAGAGCCGCCUGCACCGGUUUUCCAAGGUUCUCUCUGAGGCCCAGUGGAGAAACAAGGUGGUGACAAGCAACCAGCGCUCAGAAGAGCAUCUGACACUCUCCCGAAGAUACCGACCCAUGGCCACACAGCACCCCAGUGUCCGCCGGCGUCGUCGGACAAGAAGGAUCCGGGCAGAUGGCCGGGACAGAGGUUCCAACCCAUCCCUGGAAGGUACAAGUAGUGAGCUGAGCACAAGUACUUCAGAAGGGAGUCUGAGCACUGUGUCUGGGAGAAGCGAGCUGGAUGGCCGGCUGCAGCCCCAGCCUCAUAGUUCACUCAUUCCCAUGAUGUUCUCCCCACCUGAAUCACUGCUGGCAUCCUGCAUCCUCCGGGGAAACUUUGCAGAAGCCCAUCAGGUGGUGUUCAUGUUCAACCUGAAGUCCUCGCCCAGCUCAGGAGAACUGAUGUUCAUGGAGCGCUACCAGGAAGUGAUCCAGGAGCUGGCCCGAGUAGAGCACAAGAUUGAAAACCAGAACUCAAAUGGGGGCAGCAGCACCAUUCGAAGAACUGGCAGUGGCCGCUCAACUCUGCAGGCCAUUGGCAGCGCUGCGGCAGCAGGCAUGGUAUUUUACUCCAUAUCUGAUGUGACUGACAAGCUACUCAGCACUUCUGGAGACCCCCUCCCCACGCUCCAAGAAGACUUCUGGAUAAGCAGCACCCCAGUGGAGCCCACUGCUCCCUUGAAAGAAGUUCUGGAAGACCUGAGCCCGCCUGCCAUGGCUGCCUUUGACCUAGCUUGCUCUCAGUGCCAGCUCUGGAAAACAUGCAAACAACUCUUGGAAACAGCUGAACGGCGUCUGAACAAUAGCCUGGAAAGCCGGGGUCGACGGCUGGACCACGUGCUCCUCAACACUGAUGGCAUUCGAGGAUUUCCAGGUGUUCUUCAGCAAAUCAGUAAGAUUUUCAACUAUCCACUCUUGUCAGCAGGACAAACUAAAUCAGAGACUGUGGAAGAAAAAGGAGGGCUCUCACGGUACAGCAUCACUGAGCUUCUCCAGAUGUGCUGGCCCAGCCUCACUGAGGACUGUGUUGCCAGCCAAGUCACCCUCUCCCAGCAGCUCGAGCAGGUCCUUCAGUCGCUGAGAGAGGCACUAGAGCUGCCUGAGGCCAAGUGUACCCCACUCUCCUCCCUGGUGGAGCAGGCGUCCCAGAAAGCUCCAGAAGCAGAAGCCCACCCUGUGUACAUCCAGACCCAGCUCCUCCAGAAGAAUCUAGACAAACAGACCCCAGCAGGUGGCAGGCAGGCUGACUACAUGGGCACCUUCCUCAGUUACUGCAACACCCUGGCAGCGGUUCUCCUGCGCAGUUUGAGCUCUGAGCCUGAUCAUGUGGCGGUCAAGGUAGGAAAUCCCUUUGUUCUCCUGCAGCAGAGCUCUUCCCAACUGGUGUCACACCUCCUGCUUGAGAGACAAGUUCCCCCAGACAGACUGGCAGCCCUUCUGGCCCUGGAGGGUCUCAGCCUGAGUGUACCACAGGUUAUCAUCAACUGCUGCUGUGAGCCUCUCGCCCUGUGCUCUUCCCAGCGGAGGCAGCAGACAUCAUCCCUUCUGACCCACCUGGGCAUCCUGGCCCACCAGCACUGCUUGGAUUGCCUCCCGCUUUCUACGCUGAGCUUUCCAAGGCCAACUGAGGAUACCACUUUGGAGAGAAAGCCCUGCUUCUCCCCAAGGGAUACAUCACCCGCAGCCCUCACCUCCUCUGCCUUGGCCUUCCUGAAGUCCCGUUCAAAGCUGCUGGCUACUGUAGCCUGCCUGGGGGCCUCCCAGGGGACAAAGGCCACUAAACCCAGCUUGUCAUGGAAGGAGCUUCGUGGCCGCAGGGAGGUGCCUCUGACCACAGAGCAGGUAGCCCGGGAGUGUGAGCGCCUCCUGGAGCAGUUCCCUACACUUGAGGCCUCCUUCCUGGCUGCCUGGACACCCCUCCAAGACUCCUCCAAGCAGGGGCAGAGUCUGGCAGCAAGUCUCUGUGGUCAGGCCAGUUUCUCGACUGUCCUUCUGGGCCUGCAUUCUCCCAUUGCCCUAGAUGUCCUGACUGAGGCCUUCAAGGAAGCACUGGUGGCCCGAGAUUGGCUCCGGGCCCUUCAGCUUGUUGAUGAGUAUGGGCGAGACAUGGAGGAGUUGAACAGCAUAAAGGAUGCAGUCCUGAGCUGUGCCGCAGCAUGUGACAAAGAAGGUUGGCAAUUCCUGUUUGCUGUGAAGGAUACAUCUCUGAGAAGUCAGCUGACCCUACAGUUAGUGGACAGGUGGCCCUUGGAGUCAUGCCUGGAGAUCCUGGCCUACUGCAUUUCAGACCCCAGUGUCCAGGAAGGACUGAAGUGUGAGCUGCAGAGAAAGUUGGUGGAGCUACGGGUGUAUCAGAAGAUUCUAGCUUUGCAGCCUACGCCAUUGUGGUGUGACUGGCAGACUCUGAGGAGCUGUUGUGUUGAGGACCCAUCAACUGUCAUGAACAUGAUUCUAGAAGCAAAGGAGUAUGGCCUAUGUGAGGAGUGGGGCUGCCUAUACCCUAUUCCAAGAGAACAUUUAAUCAGCCUACAUCAAAAGCAUCUUCUCUACCUUCUAGAAGGAGGAUAUUCUGAGAAAGCUCUGCAACUCCUGCAAAGAAUCCCUGACCCCACCAUGUGCCUUGAAGUUACAGAGCAGUCCCUUGACCAGCACCCUAGCCUGGCCACUUCACACUUCUUGGCCAACUACCUCACCACCCACUUCUAUGGAGAACUGACUGCUGCCCGGCACCAUGAAAUCCAGGCGCUGUACAUGGGAUCCAAGGUUCUGCUCAGCCUGCCUGAGCAGCACCGGGCCAGCUACGCCCACUUGUCCUCCAGCCCCCUGCUCAUGCUGGAGCAGCUGUUGAUGAACAUGAAAGUGGACUGGGCCACUGGGGCUGUGCACACCCUGCACCAGCUGCUGGCCGGGCAGGAGACUGACUUCACCAUGGAGGAGAUAGACUCGCUGCUUUCCAGAUACGCAGCGAAAGCCUUGGACUUCCCAUACCCUCUGAGGGAGAAACGAUCAGAUUCUGUGAUUCACCUCCAGGAAAUUGUCAGUCAGGGUUCAGACCCUGAGACCUUGACCAGAUCACAGUCAGCAGAGCUCUCUUCUGCUCCUCCUUCUGGUAUCUCCACUGUACAUUCCCCAAGCCCAAAGGAGAGGAGUUUCCCACAGAGUGAGCCCCCACUGGAAUUUGUACCCCCAGCAACACCCCCUGCUAGGCACCAGUGGGUACCAGAUGAGACUGAGAGCAUCUGCAUGGUCUGCCGCAGAGAACACUUCACCAUGUUUAACAGGCGUCAUCACUGUCGCCGCUGUGGUCGGCUAGUAUGUAGUUCCUGCUCCACUAAGAAAAUGGUGGUGGAAGGCUGCAGAGAGAACCCUGCGCGUGUGUGUGACCAGUGCUAUAGUUACUACAACAAAGAUGUGCCAGAGGAGAAUCCAGGACACUCAGAAGCACCAGACAGCUCCAAGAGUGAAAGCCCUCCAUACUCAGCGGUGGUGAAAGUCCCCAAAGCUGCUGAGCUGGAAUGGACUUUGGAUCUGAACGAGGAGGAAAAUGAGCUGGUGCGGAGUGAAUUUUACUAUGAGCAGGCCCCCAGCGCCUCCCUGUGCAUUACCAUCCUGAAUCUGCACCGAGACAGCACUGCCUGUGGCCACCAGCUGAUUGAACACUGCUGCAGGCUGUCCCAGGGCCUCACCAACCCAGAGGUGGAUGCGGGGCUGCUCACAGACAUCAUGAAGCAACUGCUCUUCAGUGCCAAGAUGAUGUUCGUCAGGGCCGGCCGAAGCCAGGACUUGGCUCUUUGUGACAGCUACAUCAGCAAGGUAGAUGUCCUAAAUAUUCUGGUUGCUGCUGCCUAUCGCCAUGUACCAUCUCUGGAUCAGAUCUUGGAGCCAGCUGCGGUAACCAGGCUACGGAACCAGCUUUUGGAAGCUGAGUACUACCAACUGGGCGUUGAGGUUUCCACAAAAACUGGGCUUGAUGCCACUGGAGCGUGGCAUGCUUGGGGCAUGGCCUGCCUCAAAGCUGGGAACCUCACGGCUGCACGGGAGAAGUUCAGCCGCUGUCUGAAGCCCCCUUUUGACCUCAAUCAGCUGAGUCAUGGCUCAACGCUGGUACAGGAUGUGGUUGAAUACCUGGAGUCCACAGCGAGGCCCCUCAUGUCCUUGCAAGAUGAUGAUUACUUUGCUACCUUGAGGGAGCUGGAAGCUGCUCUUCGGACCCAGAGUCUCUCCCUGGAGGUGAUUCCUGAGGGGAAGAUCAUGCACAACACCUACUACCAAGAAUGCCUCUUCUACCUGCAUAACUAUAGCACCAACCUGGCCAUCAUCAGCUUCUACAUGAGGCACAGCUGCCUGCGGGAAGCCCUGCUACACCUCCAAAACAAGGAGAGUCCUCCAGACGUCUUCAUAGAAGGCAUUUUCCAGCCAAGCUAUAAGAGUGGGAAGCUGCAUGUUUUGGAAAACUUACUAGAAUCCAUUGAUCCAUCCUUGGAAAGCUGGGGAAAGUACUUGAUUGCUGCCUGCCAACAUUUACAAAAGAAGAACUACUUCCACAUUCUGUAUGAACUGCAGCAGUUCAUGAAGGACCAAGUCCGGGCCGCCAUGACCUGUAUUCGGUUCUUCAGUCACAAAGCAAGUACUUACACAGAACUAGGAGAGAAGCUCUCGUGGCUGCUUAAGGCCAAGGACCACCUGAAGAUCUACCUCCAAGAAACGUCUCGCAGCUCUGGAAGAAAGAAAACCACCCUAUUCCGAAAGAAGAUGACUGCAGCUGACGUAUCAAGGCACAUGAAUACACUCCAGCUGCAGAUGGAAGUCACCAGGUUCUUACAUCGGUGUGAAAGUGCUGGGACCUCUCAAAUCACCACCUUGCCUCUGCCAACCCUGUUUGGAAAUAACCACAUGAAAAUGGAUGUGGCCUGCAAGGUCAUGCUGGGAGGGAAAAAUGUGGAAGAUGGUUUUGGAAUCGCAUUUCGUGUUCUGCAGGACUUCCAACUAGAUGCUGCCCUCACCUACUGCAGAGCUGCCCGGCAGUUGGUAGAGAGAGAGAAAUACAGUGAGAUCCGGCAACUACUGAAGUGUGUCAGUGAGUCAGGCAUGGCAGCCAAAAGUGAUGGGGACACCAUCCUCCUCAACUGCCUGGAAGCAUUCAAGAGAAUUCCACCCCAGGAGCUGGAGGGCCUGAUCCAGGCAAUCCACAACGAUGACAACAAGGUGCAGGCCUACCUGACGUGUUGCAAACUGCGUUCCGCCUACCUGGUUGCUGUGAAGCAGGAACACCCGCGGGCCACUGCACUGGUCCAGCAGGUGCAGCAGGCUGCCAAAAGCAACGGGGAUGCCGUGGUGCAAGAUAUCUGUGCCCAGUGGCUUCUGUCAAGCCACAUCCGGGGAGCCCACGGCUCAAGCUCCAAGAAGUGACCCUGGGCAGUGGGGCCAGAAAACGCAUUCUGAGAACUGUGGCAACAGGAGGGGUGGUGAAGCUUCCAGCUCUUUCCCUCCGCAGAGCAGGCCUGCCUCGUCUCUGCUCCCCAGUCGGAAAGAGCUGGACUGGCCCCUGCCUGCCACUUUGGGCAAGGAUAAGCCCUUUCACACAAGUGCCAUGUUUCUGUAAAAUUGUGGGGUGUGUGUUUGUUUGGAGAUGACCAGUUCUUUCUACCUCAGUGAGUGAGUGUGUGUACACACACGUGCACACACACGUGCAUGCUCUUGUGCACUCAUGUUUACGCCCAAGCAUUUCUGAGCAAAUGAAACUCUUCCAUUGUGAAGAGGCACUUUACUUUAGCCUUUUGCCUACCUGAAAACCUUUCCUGCAUUUUGGUUCUUAACCCGGGUCGUCCUGUUUGUGCACAGCACCCUCCAUGCGAAGAUGCUUUAGUAGCUCCUCUAAACUAGAAGGGUUUUACAGAAAAUUACCAAGCAGCCCCAAAGGCAUUACCUCUUCUUGCCUUGCUUCCCUUCCCAAAAUUCAGAGAUGGCUUUGGGGUCAGGAUCACCUGUGGAUUAAAGUUGUUUCCCAGGUGUCUCCUCUGACAAGCACAAAGAGUUAAUGGGAGUCUUUGGAAGGUAGUCUGAGUACAAGGGUCCUGAGGUUGCUGGCAUCUUAAAGCUGCAGAUGCAGAUACAAGUGAUCAGG
Molecule: messenger RNA, 8465 nt
Organism: Orycteropus afer afer
Lineage: Eukaryota; Metazoa; Chordata; Mammalia; Tubulidentata; Orycteropodidae
Gene: ZFYVE26
Product: zinc finger FYVE-type containing 26
Biological process (GO): double-strand break repair via homologous recombination; mitotic cytokinesis; regulation of cytokinesis
Cellular component (GO): centrosome; midbody; lysosomal membrane
Molecular function (GO): phosphatidylinositol-3-phosphate binding; metal ion binding
Source: RefSeq, a predicted model, not a curated record